AUGAAUCCCCUGGAAGAUAGUAGUCAAAAAGAGUGGCUGAAUCUUAGCCUAGGACAAAAUAAUAAUAGUAAUAAUAAUCUAGUUGAUCUAAAAAGGCCCAUGAAGGUAUAUACAUGCAAGUUUUGCAAGAGGAAGUUCUACAGUUCACAGGCAUUGGGUGGUCAUCAAAAUGCCCACAAAAGGGAAAGAAAUGCAUCAGUUAACCGAUCAUCGGUUGGUCACACACAAAGCAGAAAUGAUGAAGACAAAUCUGUACGGCCGGCUGCAGGGUUUGUGAAUGAUAAUCAUGGUGCAGCCCAGUUGACAUAUGCAGACAUUAAUUCGGUGCAGCAUGAAGAUCAGAAAACAACGGAAUCGAUCAAUUCGACGCCUCCUGGAGAUUCUUAUGAUUUCCAAGUGCAACCUGCAGCUGCUUCUACUACACUAGUGUCAGAUCAGCAUUAUGUACUUGAUUUGAAUCUGAGGCUAUGA
This is a messenger RNA of Erigeron canadensis, 471 nucleotides long. RefSeq names its product zinc finger protein KNUCKLES-like. The coding region runs from base 1 to 471 and encodes 156 amino acids. The record is from RefSeq and is a predicted model, not a curated record. NCBI's taxonomy places the organism in Eukaryota, Viridiplantae, Streptophyta, Magnoliopsida, Asterales, Asteraceae. The transcript has a single exon.